AUGGCGUUCCCCAUUGAAGUUGAAGAUAAUCGUUAUAAACUCUAUGAUGUGUUUUUUUUUAGUGACCGAAUCUUAACGACAGUGACUUCAAAUCCUGACGUAGUAAGUAAUUGGAUCAGUGGAAUUGAGUAUGUCCAUCGAAGACGUCUCAAUCGACUCAUAGUAGGCCUUGAUGUAGAAUGGAGACCUAAUUUCACUAGGCACCAAAACAACCCUGUUGCAACUCUACAACUUUGUGUUGGUCGUCGUUGCCUCAUAUUUCAAGUUAUUUAUUGUGAAUAUAUACCUGAAUCGUUGAAGGAGUUUUUGUUGAAUCCUUGUUAUGCCUUUGUUGGUGUUGGAAUUGCUAACGAUAUUGAGAAGCUAGAGGAAGACUAUAUGUUACGCGUAAAUAAUAGCGUUGAUCUGAGGGAAUUGGCUGAUUGUAAUUUGAGGAAUGCUGGAUUGAAGAGGCUUUGUCAAGCUGUUUUAGGAAAAGAGAUGGAAAAACCUAAGGAUGUUGCUAUUGGGAGAUGGGAUAAUGAGUGGCUUGAUAAUGAUCAAGUGCAAUAUGCUUGUGUUGAUGCUUUUGUAUCGUUUGAGAUUGGUAGGUGCAUGAAUGCUACUGCAUAUUCAUGA
Messenger RNA from Solanum pennellii, 618 nucleotides. RefSeq names its product Werner Syndrome-like exonuclease. The transcript has a single exon. Gene Ontology annotation, biological process: nucleobase-containing compound metabolic process. Lineage: Eukaryota; Viridiplantae; Streptophyta; Magnoliopsida; Solanales; Solanaceae. Gene Ontology annotation, molecular function: 3'-5' exonuclease activity; nucleic acid binding. The record is from RefSeq and is a predicted model, not a curated record. Gene Ontology annotation, cellular component: nucleus; cytoplasm. The coding region runs from base 1 to 618 and encodes 205 amino acids.